ACAGGCGCUGGUUCACCCAGGUCCCCUGGAGCAGCUGCCAACUAUCAAGCCCCAAGGAACGCUGUAGAGCCAUUGUCCAGUUGGCUCUAGGUAGAUUCAGAGCAGCAGCCAAUAAUCUGAGUUAAAGGUCAUUCACUCUAGUGCUGCCUAUCACAGGAACCGGGGCUGUCAUGGCAGAUCAAAAAACAACAGCAGACAGCAUGGAACACACCCUUUCCUCUGUUCCACUCAGAAGCCUGGAAAAAGUUCCAGGAAACUGAUCAGCUAGUAAAGAAGGCAGCCGAAAAAAUUAGAGCAAAAGUCCUGUAUCCUAUGAAGGCUUCCAAAGCCGAAGAAAAGGACACUAGAAGAAGCCAAAAAGUCUGGAGAAACAAAUAUCCGAAAAACAGGCAGAGCAGGAAAGGAUGCCUAAUCCAGCUCAAAUAGAGCCUGUCAGUUCCUGCUCUCUGCAGCGACAGUUGUUGCCUCUGUCAAAUGCUGCAGUUCCAAUGGCUUGGUCACCAGAGGGUGAUAGAGAGCAUAUUCUCCUUCAGCCUUUUUCAACAGGAGAAAAUGAGAAAGGUAUUUUUUCCUUCUCCUACCUAGCAACAGAGGAGGAGGAAACACAGUCUAGGAAUAGAGCCUUGGCCCCAGAGGCCACAUUCACUCACACUGCGGCGGGGCUCCGCCCAGGGGACAGGCAGUGCUCUGGGUUAUCUGAAGAAAUUAAAUUCUUCAUUUCAGAAGCAAGAUCACAUGGUAUUGCCACAGAAUUCAAAAAAAGAUGGCAACUGACCUCAUUAGCAACUGAACCACUCUGCCAACCUAACCAACAAUACCAGCUCACAACAGAGACAUUUAGGUUCCAGGGUCCUCCAUCUCCAGAACCUUCCAUGAGAAACUCAGCAUCAGCAUUGGAGGAUGAGGAGCAAAGAGAUCAGGCCAUGUCAGAGGAUGAGGAUCUCAUCCCUGAUGCUCCACCUUUUACCGGCCUUUUCCAUCCAGUUCUUUUCAAAUCCUGGUCCACAGUUCAGAAAGGAGUAGAGCGCCGGGCCCCUGAGGAACCUUCAGACUCCCAGGGCCUAAACAACAUCGUAUUCUCUGAGCCUGCCAUAACGCAGAAGGACAUCCCAUAUCCUAAACUAUUUUUGAAUGUAGUUCAGAGACAAUGGGGCCAGCCAUGUUCCAUUCCUGCCAUUCCAGUCAUUCCCCACCCCUGGUGGAAAUGACAAAAGGUUCUUCAAUAUAGCUCCCAUCCUCACUGAGGCUCUUCAACUUCCUACAGUGGAUGAACCACUGGCAGCCCUGACAUUUUCCAUCGUCAUGUCUGGGGACAUAGCAGAGACCCUAAAGGCAGAGGACAGGAGGGCAAAACUGAACUUCUACAGGAUGCAUCAGGCCAAUGCCUGGGCUGUCAAAGCAGCAACAGCCACUCCCUUCUUUACAAGAACCUCCUUACACUGGCUUCACCAGUUGCAAGCGAGAAUGCCACCUGAGGAAAUUUGGCUUCUCCAAGACAUCAAUAAACUGGUGGCCGCAGCCAAAUUUUCAGCUGAUGCUACUUUGCAUACAGCUCGGUUUCCCUCUAGGGCUCUUGCUUCCACAAUAACACCACGCCAACUGCUAUGACUUCACCAAUGGCAGUCAGACAUAAAAACCAAGUAUAGGCUAGCCUCCGCCCCCUAUAAGGGGAACACUCUAUUUGGGGAGGCCCUAGAACCUUUUCUUGUUGAAAACAAGGAUAGACGGAAGAUCUUGACCUCUGUGGCCAGGCAGGCAGAUUUCUGCCCCUCGCCAUAUGUGCGUCGGCAGUCCUUUCAGCCGACGGAUGCCGGCCUCGACAAUGCUCAAUUCCACCAGCCCUACCCACA
Notechis scutatus (mainland tiger snake) is the source of this 1850-nucleotide messenger RNA. Lineage: Eukaryota; Metazoa; Chordata; Lepidosauria; Squamata; Elapidae. The record is from RefSeq and is a predicted model, not a curated record.